This is a messenger RNA of Indicator indicator, 1011 nucleotides long. It is a transcript of the gene RNF2, whose product is annotated as ring finger protein 2. Gene Ontology annotation, molecular function: chromatin binding; ubiquitin protein ligase activity. The record is from RefSeq and is a predicted model, not a curated record. Lineage: Eukaryota; Metazoa; Chordata; Aves; Piciformes; Indicatoridae. Gene Ontology annotation, cellular component: ubiquitin ligase complex; PcG protein complex. The transcript is spliced from 6 exons. The coding region runs from base 1 to 1011 and encodes 336 amino acids.
AUGUCUCAAGCUGUGCAGACCAAUGGGACACAACCUUUAAGCAAAACAUGGGAGCUGAGUUUGUAUGAACUGCAAAGGACACCUCAGGAAGCAAUCACUGAUGGCUUGGAAAUUGUGGUAUCACCCCGAAGCCUCCACAGUGAGCUGAUGUGUCCCAUCUGCUUGGAUAUGUUAAAAAAUACCAUGACAACAAAAGAAUGUUUGCAUCGCUUCUGCGCCGACUGCAUCAUCACAGCCCUCAGGAGUGGCAACAAAGAAUGUCCCACGUGUCGUAAAAAGCUCGUUUCAAAAAGAUCACUGAGGCCAGAUCCCAACUUUGAUGCUCUCAUCAGUAAAAUUUAUCCGAGCCGGGAUGAGUAUGAAGCCCAUCAGGAGAGAGUGCUGGCAAGAAUCAGCAAGCACAACAACCAGCAAGCUUUAAGCCACAGCAUUGAGGAAGGAUUAAAGAUCCAGGCCAUGAACAGGCUACAGAGGGGCAAGAAACAGCAGAUUGAGAAUGGCAGUGGAGCAGAGGACAAUGGUGACAGCUCCCACUGCAGCAACGCCUCAACACACAGCAACCAGGAAGCAGGGCCUAGUAACAAGAGGACCAAAACGUCAGAUGAUUCUGGGCUGGAACUGGACAAUAACAACACAGCUGUGGCAAUAGACCCUGUCAUGGAUGGUGCUAGUGAAAUAGAACUGGUCUUCAGGCCUCACCCGACUCUCAUGGAGAAUGACGACAGUGCACAGACGAGAUACAUCAAAACCUCGGGCAAUGCCACUGUUGAUCACCUGUCCAAGUACCUAGCUGUGAGAUUGGCUUUGGAGGAGCUUCGUAACAAAGGAGAAUCAAACCAGAUGAACCUUGACACAGCCAGUGAGAAGCAGUACACCAUCUACAUCGCUACUGCCAACGGGCAGUUCACUGUACUAAAUGGGUCCUUUUCCUUGGAACUGGUCAGUGAAAAGUACUGGAAAGUCAACAAACCCAUGGAACUGUACUAUGCACCCACAAAGGAACAUAAAUAA